AUGGCCAUGGGUGGCAUUGAUUUGGAGCAUUAUCAAAUGAAAAAUGAGGAUCAGGUACUGUCAUUUACUGCAGUAGCCAUAUCAUUGCUAGUAGCCGAGGGCAGACUCGAGUUCGAGCAUCGUGACCUGCACAUCGGAAAUGUGCUGGUGAUUGAAGAGGACGCGGACUUGGAGUACAAGGUAAGGGACGAAACUAUGAUCCUGCGUUCGUAUGGUGUCAAAGUGAAUAUUAUCGAUUUUACUUUGAGCCGGAUGCGUAAAGGUUGCUUCGUUCACUCUUGGCUGAAGAUCAGCUGA
Cylicocyclus nassatus is the source of this 297-nucleotide messenger RNA. The record is from the annotation of a GenBank genome assembly. NCBI's taxonomy places the organism in Eukaryota, Metazoa, Nematoda, Chromadorea, Rhabditida, Strongylidae.